Molecule: messenger RNA, 525 nt
Organism: Fusarium pseudograminearum CS3096
Lineage: Eukaryota; Fungi; Ascomycota; Sordariomycetes; Hypocreales; Nectriaceae
Exons: 2
Coding region: 1-525 (174 amino acids)
Source: RefSeq, a predicted model, not a curated record
AUGCCAGCAAAGGUAGCCAGCCACUGGCGCUUCAACGGAGGAAUCAACACCCUUGCCGCACCAUCCGGAAACUUGCCCGAGCACAACAUGCAAUGCCUAUCACUAUCACAUCUGGCCUCUAGUCCCCUUCAAUCUGCUGGCGCCAGGAGAGCCAUCCAGUGCUGGUCCAAUAGUGGGACCCAGCGCGCUUGCGGCAGCUUGAGCGUUUACCGCGUCGCGAUGGAUCUUGCUGGAGUAGAUGGCACUAGAUCCAAAUGCAAAUCUAGGAGCAACCAACAAGAUCCGCUUAUCUACAGACCCAUGAAGCCGAUCCCUGACUACCAACAGAGCUGUAUCGACUCCCAUCCCUUGAUGACUUCCUUGAGUAACCUUGAAAUUACACGUUUUCGAGAGGUGGAGAGGAUGGCCGCAAAGACGGCCGGCGUCUGCAGAGUCAUUCUCGACAAGUUGAUUCGUGGGUGGCUUUUCCAAGACCCUUGUAUGGCGUCGUCUUUAACCGCCGCAGAUGCUCACCAAUACCCAUGA